AAGGGGGCACAGAGUGCCCAUGAGCUCACUGUAACACCUGCUGACUGAGGCUUUGUGCAUCUCGUUGCAGCAGCUCUGUGCCAGAGCCAUGGCCACGGACUGGCUGGGCAGCAUCGUGUCCAUUAACUGUGGAGAGAGCCUGGGGGUGUACCAGGGCAGAGUGUCAGCUGUGGAUCAGGUCAGCCAGACCAUCUCCCUCACACGGCCCUUCCACAACGGCGUCAAGUGCCUCGUGCCAGAGGUCACCUUCAGGGCAGGUGACAUCACCGAGCUGAAGAUCCUGGAGAUCCCGGGGCCGGGGGACAGCAGGCAAUGCGGGGACUCGCAGCAGAUGGACACGGCCGUGCCAGGGGUGGGCUGCCAGGUGGGACCCAGCCAGAACGGCACUGGCAAGGUGCUGAAGAAGCCCAUGUCCAGCAGUGCCCCCCAGAACAUCCCCAGGAGGACAGACAUGAAGAGCCAGGACAUUGUCAUCUCCCCACAGCAGCAGUGCUCCAAGAGCUACAUGGACCGACACAUGGAGACGCUGAGCCAGUCCAAAGGCUUCCGUCGGAGGCACAAUUCCUGGUCGUCCAGCAGCCGCCACCCCAACCAGGUGACGCCGAAGAAGAGCGGCCUGAAGAACGGGCAGAUGAAGAGCAAGGACGACGAGUGCUUUGGGGAUGACAUCGAUGAAAUCCCAGACACUGAUUUCGAUUUUGAGGGCAACCUGGCCCUUUUUGACAAGGCAGCUGUGUUUGAGGAGAUCGAGACUUACGAGAGGAGGAGCGGCACCCGCUCCCGAGGGACCCCCAACGAGAAACCCGCCCGCUACCGGCACGACGAGAACAUCCUGGAGUCGGAGCCCAUCGUCUACAGGAGGAUUGUGGUACCCCAGAACCCCAACAAGGAAUUCUGCACGGACUCGGGGCUGGUGGUGCCCAGCGUGUCCUACGAGCUGCACAAGAAGCUGCUGGCGGUGGCCGAGAAGCACGGGCUGACCCUGGAGAGGAGGUUGGAGAUGACAGGGGUGUGUGCCAGCCAGAUGGCCCUGAGCCUCCUGGGGGGGCCCAACAGACUGAACCCCAAGAACGUGCACCAGCGGCCCACGGUGGCGCUGCUCUGCGGGCCCCACGUGAAGGGCGCCCAGGGCAUCAGCUGCGGCCGGCACCUCUCCAACCACGACGUGCACGUCAUCCUCUUCCUCCCCAACUUCGUCAAGAUGCUGGAGUCCAUCACCAACGAGCUCAACCUCUUCAGCAAGACACAGGGCCAGCAGGUGUCCAGCGUCAAAGACCUCCCAGACACCCCGGUUGACUUAGUGAUCAACUGCCUGGAUUGUCACGAGAAUGCCUUCCUGAGGGACCAGCCUUGGUACAAAGCCGUGGUGGACUGGGCCAACCAGAACCGAGCCCCCGUGCUGAGCAUAGACCCCCCCAUCAGCGAGAUGGAGCUGGGCAUCGACGCCAAGUGGUCGCUGGCCCUGGGGCUGCCGCUGCCGCUGGGCGAGCGCGCCGGCCGCGUCUACCUCUGUGACAUUGGCAUCCCCCAGAAGGUCUUCCAGGAGGUGGGCAUCAACUACCACUCGCCCUUCGGCUGCAAGUUUGUCAUCCCCCUGCACUCCACUUAGAGCCUGUGCAGCCCCUGGCUCCCAAGGGAGAGAGGAGGAGCUCUGUGAAAGCCAAGCUGUGUGCUGGAUCCCGGCCGGUCGACUCUGGUGACGCCUUAAACGAGGGGAAAAGAAAAAAAAAAAAAAAGGAUGUGAAGUUCUGGAGGGUUUCGCCUUCUGGAAGAAACGCUGUGUACUUAAAAAGAAGAAAAUGGGAUAAUCGUGAAAUGGAACAAAAAAAAAAAACAACAAACAAAAAAAAAAAGGAGGAGGAAGAGGAAGCGAAUUGUUCCUGCAAAGCUGUUUUCAUUCUCUCCUGCUGUGGGAUGAAGGAGCGUGCAGGACCGUGGUGUCUGUCCCCUGCUGCUGCCCAGCCCUGGCUGGCACAUGGUACAAAUAAGGGUGCUUUGGAGCUUCGAGAUGUUUCAUGUCCUUCUGGUUGGCUAUUCCCAGCAAGGACGUCCUGGUGGGAACAGCACCCCUUGAUUGUGUAGAAAUCCCUUGCUUGAGUGGAGGGAAAAUCUCAUUUGGUUCCCAUGUUGGUUUUGACUGCCCCAUGCCUGUUUUGUGUUCCAGAAGGCAGCUGUAGCUCCCUCUCCUUCCCAGCCGGUCCUGCCCCUCACGGAGAGGGUUCCCUGUUUGGAGAGCUUGUGCCAGGAGCCAGGGGCUCCCACAUGCUCUGGGAGCACUGAUGUCCUUCCUCAGCUAGGCCUUAUUGUUUCUGUACCGUUGGCUUUUCUUUGUUCGCUUCGUGGCCGAAGCCCAGCUCUGUGGGGUGGAGGCCUGCUAUGGAAAAGAACUUUUCCAGCGUCCUCCUGGG
This is a messenger RNA of Lonchura striata (white-rumped munia), 2408 nucleotides long. The record is from RefSeq and is a predicted model, not a curated record. NCBI's taxonomy places the organism in Eukaryota, Metazoa, Chordata, Aves, Passeriformes, Estrildidae.